Sorex araneus (European shrew) is the source of this 6758-nucleotide messenger RNA. RefSeq names its product zinc finger protein 260 (gene ZNF260). The coding region runs from base 1063 to 2265 and encodes 400 amino acids. Gene Ontology annotation, biological process: negative regulation of transcription by RNA polymerase II; regulation of cytokine production; regulation of immune system process. The record is from RefSeq and is a predicted model, not a curated record. NCBI's taxonomy places the organism in Eukaryota, Metazoa, Chordata, Mammalia, Eulipotyphla, Soricidae. The transcript has 3 exons.
GACGCCAUACUGGCGGCCAAGAUGGCUCCCGGCAGGCGUGGGGCCAGGUGUCUGUCUUCCACCUGUCUUUAACGGCCACUACGAGUCUUCUUUUGUUCCUCGCGCGACACUUCGCACCGCCAUCCCAUGUUAGAGUCAGGGCGGCGUGCUUGAACUGAGCUGGUGGUAACCCGGAGCGCACCACGCUAGUUUCCCGAAAGGAAACAGGUAGCGUUACCUGAGUUGUGCGACUCGACUUACAACCCACCCCAUACCAAGGAUCCGGUCCCACCAGCUCUCGCGGAGUAAAGGGCGAGCGAAGCGCUCGAAACUUCUGGGAAAUGUAGUCCACAGUCACAACCGUAGCCGACGAGCCAGUGUCGACGGCUCGCGUCCGUUCGGGAGCCGGGGCCGGCGAGCCCAGAGGCCUCUGGGAGCCUUGGCCCGCCUGAGCAGUGCGCAGGCGCGUACUCGCUGGCUCGCCAUCGUCGUCUUUGUUUGCGGGCCAGCUACUCUCUGCAGUGCCAGGAGCUGUACUGAUCUCCUCCUUCAAAACCUCCGAGGGUCUUGAGGGCUCAGCCUGAAUUUUGUAAUGCUCUUGGACACACAACUGCAAUUUCCAAGUCCUACAUAACAGUUUCAGAGAUUUGAAGUCACCAGCUGGGAACAAGAAGAGAAAGAGCAGAUUGAGGAAGAAAUCUCAUGCAAACAAGAAAGACCUGGAAAAUUCACAAAUAGAUAAAGAGACGACCUGAAAGGCUUGAGUGUUAAGGCUCAUCCUUCUCUGAAAAUACAGCUAAGGACUAAUGUCCAAACAAUUUGGAAUAGAAUUUGUAUUUGAAUAUGAGAGAAAUUGUCGAAGAAAGAGCUUUUUAAUAUAAUGAGGAAACUCUAUAUCAGUUGAAUUAAUUAUCUAAUCUCAGGAUAAUCUGUGAAAAGACUUUCAUCAUAAAUUCAACUUCAUUAGAUAGCUGAUAAUUUCUAUUGGCAAAGAACCAUAUAAUUAUAUUGAAUGUGGAAGAGCUUUCUUCCAUGUCACAUAUUAAGAGAUACUAAGAAAUUCUCAUUAAAGCCAAUCUGUACAUGAGAACAAUGUUGGAAAGCCUUCAGACUGAAUCCGAUCUCCUUCCCCAUGAUCAAAUUCAUACCAGAGAGAAACCUUAUGAAUGUAAUGAAUAUGGAAGUACGUUUAGCCAGAACCUCACAGAGCUUGAGAAAAUGCAUACUGCAGAGAAGUCACAUCAAUGUACUGAGUGUGUUUCAUCCUUUAAUGUACAUUUGAGAAGUCAUACAGGAAAGAAACCAUAUAAUUGUAAUAAAUGUGGAAAAAUCUUCAGCCUGAAGGAAAACUUAAUUGCUCAUCAGAAUCAUCAUUCUGAAGAAUGUGGCAACACUUCUAUUCAGAAUCCAAGUCUCAUUAAACACCAGAGAAAUCAUACUGGAAACAAACCCUAUGCAUGUAAAGAAUGUGGGAAAGCCUUUAAUGGCAAAUCUUACCUUAGUGAGCAUGAGAAAAUUCACACGGGAGAGAAACCAUUUGAAUGUAAUCAAUGUGGAAGAGCCUUCAGCCAGAAGCAGUACCUCAUUAAACAUCAGAAUAUCCAUAGUGGGAAGAAACCCUUUAAAUGUAACGAGUGUGGGAAAGCCUUUAGUCAGAAGGAAAACCUCAUUAUCCAUCAAAGAAUACAUACUGGAGAGAAACCUUAUGAAUGUAAAGGGUGUGGGAAAGCUUUCAUUCAGAAGUCAAGUCUCAUUAGACACCAGAGAAGUCACACAGGAGAGAAGCCCUUUGUUUGUAAGGAGUGUGGGAAAGCCUUCAGUGGCAAGUCAAAUCUCACUGAGCAUGAGAAAAUUCAUAUUGGAGAGAAGCCCUAUAAAUGUAAUGAAUGUGGGACGAUAUUCAGGCAGAAGCAAUACCUCAUUAAACACCACAAUAUUCAUACAGGAGAGAAACCAUAUGAAUGUAAUAAAUGUGGAAAAGCCUUCUCUCGGAUCACAUCGCUAAUCGUACAUGUACGAAUUCAUACAGGUGAUAAGCCUUAUGAAUGUAAAAUCUGCGGGAAAGCCUUCUGUCAGAGUUCAUCUCUUACUGUGCAUAUGCGAAGCCAUACAGGUGAAAAGCCCUAUGGUUGUAAUGAAUGUGGUAAAGCCUUCUCUCAGUUCUCCACUCUUGCUCUGCAUAUGAGAAUUCAUACCGGAGAAAAACCGUAUCAGUGCAGUGAAUGUGGCAAAGCUUUUAGCCAGAAAUCUCAUCACAUUAGACACCAGAGAAUUCAUACUCAUUAAAGCUCUAGAAAUGCCUUGAAUUUAAGAAAGCCUUCAACACUGAACUCAAUAUUGUAUCAAAAAAAAUCAUUUUAUAGUAGUAAAGUGACAUGAAUGUGGAUAGCCUUGAAUAUGAAGUAUCAUAGUAUCGUCAAAAGCUAUACACCCACCACUGUCAUUGAUGACGCUCCUUUUAGGAGCAGUUUCUUUGAAGGAAUGAGCCAGUCAUGGACGCAAACCAACAUGGUUCUGGAAGGUCUACCUGAUGCACUAAGACAAAAAAGAUGUUACAGGUACAAAGAUGGUAUAAAGAUGUGGUUAGGUGACAAAAAUUGCCAUUUUUGUUUGUUUGCUACAAAUAUAACCAUCAAUUAUUUACUUUCGAUGCAGUUAUAAAAAAACAAAUUAUGAUAGAAUCUUAUUCAGAAACAUGCAUGCCUUAUGGAGAAAUGAUAAUAGAGGUAGUAUCCAAAAAAGGGAAAUCAUGGAUGAUUUAAAGGUGGUCUCAGGGUACUUGGCUUCAUAUGAAAAUAUACUAGAGUUUUGUUGUCAUCACAAAGUAUUUGUUAUGAAAUCCAAAAGUAUUGAAGACUAGAAAACAAAGUGAAAGUUAAUUUUAUAGAAGAAUGUUUCUAAAAUCUUAGAACAGGAUUGCUAAGAGUCCAGAAUACCCAUACACAUAUGUGUAUGCACAUAUAUAGGAAAAUUAUACAUGUGUCCAACUAGUUGUGUACCUUUAUGUUCAUUGCAGCAUGAAUAUAUUGUCAAAAAAUUGGGGGAAAAUAUGUUCCUUAUGAAGUUGCAGGAUAAACAUGAUGUAGUCAUACAGUAGAAUAUUGUCUAGCAGUUAGGUAAAACUCUAAUUUAUGUUAACAGACCUAAACAUAGAGAGUGAAGAAUGAUAGCCAUGUGAACUUAAAUUAAAUCAGCACUAACCAACACUGGUACCAGACUUUAUGAAUAAAACUAUUUAUGUAAAACUAGAGAGUGAACUGAAUAGACACACAGUCAGUUCCCAAAUGUGGAUGCCUCCAGCAGGAAAAAGUGGACAGGAAACAGGACCAAAGAUGAUAGCUAAUGGCUAAUUCCAUUUUGUGUCUAAAAAUAUAUUAUUGAAGAGUUAAGGUUCCAAGUAAAUACAGCAUAAGGUUAAUUCUGGAUUGGAGUAAUUCAUGUGUUUGUUUGUGCUAUUAAGAUCUGAAGGGGUAGGAAAGGUGUAUAUGAGAUACAUAUUACCAUUCCCGUUCAUAUGGUAAUUGAAGUAUUUUUUAAUUUAUAUUUGCCAUAAAAGUUGUAAUAAGUUUGUAAUUGGGGUGGUAGCUUAACAAAUUUAAUUCAUUUUAUUCUUAGAUGUCACCUUACCAUUCUGCAGUUGGUCUGCACUCAGAGGUAUUCCCAUCACUUUGCUAUAGGUUGGAUCCUAUAUUUAAGGAUUAUAUAUAAUAGUUCUUGCACAGAAUUGGUAGAAUAUUUUUUAUAGAAACCAAAUUUUAAUCACUUUUCCUACCCAGUAUUCAUAUGACAAAUGAAGGCAAUUUACAAAAUAAGAGCCAGAGAAAUAGUAUGGGGGGUAAGGCAUUUGCUUGCAUGCAGCUGACCUAGGUUUGAUCCCUGGCACCAGAUACGGUCUUCCUAGUCAGGGGCCACUCCUGAGCAGAGAGCCAGGAAUAGCCCCUGAACACCAGUGUAUAGCCCCCAAACAAGUCCAGGAACUGUGUAGAAUCAGAGUUUAGCCCCAGGCCUCCUGCAUGCAACCCCAGCCAACCUCCCAGGUCUUUGUUUUAAAGGUCACCGAGUAAACCCAACUCUAGUUUUGGCUUCAAUUUUUAACCCUAAAUAAAGCACUCUAUCUUAUGCCAGAUAUAGUCAAUACUCAUAGCCCUUCUGUGGACUUGGUGUUAAAAAGAUCUUAAAACUGAACAGUGUUCAUUUAUUCGAAGGGAAUCUUUUUUCCUAUUAAUUUUUGUUUUUUGGGGUCACAUCUGCCAGUGUUUUUGGUGACCUGCAUUUGGUCUGUUGAGCUGUGACCAAGCCCCUCAAAUAUAUUACUUUUAACCUCAGAAUUGUGAGAUGCUAAUAGAGCUAGCACUAUAUUGCUUUUACUAGUAUUUCAAAGCAAAUACUGAGAUACGAUUACCAAUUCAUUUGGGGAGAAAUGACUAUGCAGUUGUUCAGAAACAUAGAAAUAAGCCUUUGUAGCUGCUUGAAAUUGAAUUCUUGAGUCCACAGUGAAGCACAUUAAUGCAAAAGGAAUGCGCUCAGUUACUCAGAAGUAAUUACAGCACUUUCCUGCUUCUAUUGAUUUUCAGAAGUAAUGUGCUCAUAUAACAACUUAUGUCUAUAAAUUUCUAAAUUUGUUUUUUUUCUUUCCUCAUUAAGCAUGCUCUUCUGUUCCUUAAGUAUUCUAUCUUUGUACUCUAAUGCAACUUUGACUUCAUCAGAAUAACUGGGACCUCUUAAUUCAGACCAAAAUAAGAGGACUAACCUUGGGUGCAAACAGCCAGUCAGUACAAAGCCCCAGUGCCUAGAAUGACUCAAGGCUAAAGGAAAGAUGCACAAGCAGUGCAUAGAAUUCUGACUGUUGGAUAUUAGAAAUAUAUCCAUCACCUAUUGAUUCAACUUGUUGCUACCUAUUUGCCUCUACAAACGACACUACCAUUCUUCUCUUAGGGUCCCAUUUCAGGUGUUAACUAUGGGAUAGAUUAAGGCGAGAGACUGCUAGAUCAAAGUGUACACAGAUGCACUUUAAAAAAAUUUUUUUUUCUUCGUUUUCAUAGGUGCUACUAACUUUCAGAAAGACAGUUUUCCUAUAACAGCUCCGCAAUAGAUGGUUAUUAUACUAAACAUUAUGCUUGUCUGGGAAUAUAAACUUUAACUAGACUUGUUUUGUAAAUUUUCAUAUUGUUAGCCCAUUUUCCUAGAAGAUUAUUUAUCUUUUUUUUUGUCCAUUUUGAAGACCUUAUCAUGUAUUAGACCUUAGGAAUUUUAAUUUUUGUCAUAAAAUGCUUAAAUUUAAAAAUGUUUAAAUUUCUAAUGAGAUAUAUUCCUUUUCUUAAACCUAGGGAUCAGUUUAAGGUUUCAGUCUAUAUUGUCUAUGUUACUAGGUUUUUGUGCAAGUUUAGUUUCUUUUUUCAAUAUGUAAAUAUUUAAUUCAUCUAGAGUUUCAUUUUAAAUGUCACAUGAAAUAGGAUUUCAGUGUCUUUUCUUCUGAAUGGGUUUCUGGUUGUACAAAUAAUUUGUUGAAAUAAUGCACUUGUCCAGUAGCUCUGAUACCACUUUCAUCUACCCGAAGCAAUCAUUUGAGUUGUCCGUCCCCAAAAAGUCAAAACCAGAACCAGGCUUUGAUAAUCCUGCAACUGCCAAGCAAACACACAUUGCAGGGCCUCGGUGCUAUACAGGGGAAAAGAGCAGAAUUUACAUUAUUAUUCAAUAAGGCCACUUCCCAGCAAGCUACCUCUGUGUCUAUUUGUGCCACCAUUGUAUGGGGGUACACUGAGCUAUAAGAUUAAUACUCACUUAAGCACACAGAAAGCCAUUUCCUUUGCUUCCCAAGACUUUGUCACAUAGUCUACAAGCAUGGAAGCAUGGAAGUUACAGUGGUAUUUGUUUAAUGAUAGACAGAUCUGAACUCUUCCAGACACGGACCAGUGGGAAAGGCCUAUUAAAACUUUGUUGAUACCCUUUCCUACUCAACUGAAAUUUUGCUAUGUAAUCCUUUAUAAGAAUCUUUUCUCAUUCAGCGGGAUUGGCCUUGUACUUUUCAUUUAUAAUGUGACCUUUUUGUAUUUUGUUUCACUAACCUAUUUUUCUAUUUCUAUACUAAUAUUUUAAUUGGUAAUAAUGUAACAUUAGCCUUAUUCUAUUUUAUGGUGCUUAAUAGAGCAGGUCCUCCGUGCGGUUUUUCACAGUCCUCUUUGCUAAGUUAAUGGUUUUUCUAUAUUAAUGGAGAUAGUUUUCUCGAAUUAUAACAACCCUUUGGCAUACUAAUUGAAACUGCAUUAAGUCUGUAUAUUUAUUUUUGGGGAAAUGACACGAUAUUCAGUCUUUCAGACUUGAGAGUCAGCCUUUACAUUUAUUUUGAUUUGUGAUUUGUCUUUCAGCCUGAUGAUUCUGAAAGGAGUGAUUUGAAAGCCUUCCUACUUAAAAUUGUAUAUUCAAGAAAGGUUUAUUAGUUGGGAGAAUGAGAAAAUCCCCUAUUAAAGACUGAAUAUAUUCCCCCAGAAUUCAUAUACUGAAACCUUUAAUUCCUAGUGUGAUGGUAUAUGGAGGUGGGGCCACAGGGAGAUAAUCAGAUUUUGCUGAGGGUGAGGAACCUGGGAGAAUAGUGCCCCUAUCUGAGGAGAAAAGACAUUGGUCCGUGUGCAGGGACCAUAGAGAACCUACGGGAGCACAGUGAGAAAGCGCCCAAAUACCAGCAGGAAGUGGAUCUUCACCACAGACCAACCUACCAGCACUUUGACCUUGGGCCUUCCCUGCCUCCAGAAAUGAGAAAUAAAUGUCUCUUGUUUAAGCUA